GAUCAUCUUAUUGCCGUGGCGUGAAGCUGGAUGGAGCAGGCGGGGAGCAGGAAGGGUCGUCUUGGAUGCCUCGGUGCGAAGUAAACUGAGGCGGGGAGGUUGGAGGGGAGGCGGGACAGGCAAAGCCCCUGGCUACCGCACGCGGCACGCCGGCAGCAAAGUCCCAUCGCCAAUGAACUUCAACGGGCAUAUGUAUACAGCUUCGGUAGGAGGUCGUGGACGCCUGAGGAAAACCUUGCCAAAUAGCAAAACGCCAUGGGCUUCUUCCAAAUCCAGCUGAGCUCUGCAAAUGUGGUGCAGGGGACUGGCGGGAUGGCAUGCACUUCAUUGACCUGCCAGAGUGGCUUGCGGGGGACACCUCCGACUGGUAGAUAGCCAUCGAGUCAUUCAUUGUCAGCGUGAAUACUGUGCCCGCAAACGCGCCGUACUUUAUUGAGAGCAACACCCUCACCCAGGGCAACUCCUACUCAUCACUUACUAACAGCGCGGGGUACCAGCUGAUGCCCAUGGUUGGCUCAGUUUUCACACGCAUCAUUCCCAGCAACCUGCUGGGCACCCGGGUCGGAAACGCCUCCAUCUUGCGCGGCAAGCUGCACAACUUCAGGUUGGUGGGAAUGGACGGCAACCUGAUUCCCGCGGACGCAUUUGGCGCUGGUGUCACGCCCGUUUGGAUGAUGACCCUGGUGGCCUACUCCGACUCCGCAGCAGGGCAGCCUGGCAGCGGCGGCGGUCGCGGCGGGCCUGGCGGCGGCGCAGGGGCGCGUGCGGCAGGCCGUCUCACGCAUUGACGCAGGGCUCGGGCUGGGUGCUGGCGGUUCGGGUGAGGUGGGCAAGCAGGGCGUUGAGCCGCGCGUGGGGUCUGUGCCGCCCGCGGGCGGCGCUGGCAGCAACGCUGAGCCAAUGAGCAUGUCGCAGUAGUGUGCUGCUAGUUCUCUGUAACGGAAUGCUGCC
Molecule: messenger RNA, 951 nt
Organism: Chlamydomonas reinhardtii
Lineage: Eukaryota; Viridiplantae; Chlorophyta; Chlorophyceae; Chlamydomonadales; Chlamydomonadaceae
Exons: 1
Coding region: 507-788 (93 amino acids)
Source: RefSeq, a predicted model, not a curated record